AUUUUUCGCAUUUUCCAGGAAAAGUGUGUGUGUGGAUUCAUUUUUACCGAAAACUUCGCUAAACGUCAAGAUGACUGCCUGGAGAACAGCUGGUUUGAACUACAUCCGCUAUUCGGCCAUUGCCGCAAAAACCGUUCGUCGUGCCCUGAAACCGGAAGCUCGAGCAGAAGCUGCGAAGCGAGAAACGUCAGCGUUGAAAGUAACUCUGUGGAAAGAUGGGAAGCCUCAAGAGAUAAUGAAUUUUCAGACUAUCAAUUCCAAGAUGAAAGUUUCGAAGAAAGCAUCUGUGGGGAAAUCCACGAAAAAGAAGCAAGCCCAUAAAAAAGGAAAAGUCGACGAUUUUGACGAGGAACUAGGGGAAGAAUCUGACGUCAGUUCGGAAUCGGAUGAAGAUUAUGGAACUGUUCAUAAACCUCCUGCGGAACUUGAAGUAGCUAGUGACGAGGAAGACUUCGAAGGUGAGGGGGAACAUGAAGACGACGGCGCAAAUAAAGUGAAAAUCACUCUGAAAUUGUUAUCAACAUGGACUACUCUUCUGCGCACGGAAUCGGCGAAGAAGCUUUUGCCGACGAUCGCCGACGUGGUGAACGCUUUCGAGGCGGCUGCUCACAGCGCAUCCAACACUGCUGUAGCAAAUCUUCCGAAGAAAGCUCAGAAGGACCUGAAGAAGAAAGAAUCUGAAAAGAAGCCGUUUUCCUCUCGGUUUGUCAUUCAUGGCGACGCCGUGUUCAACGCCGUAAUCCAACUUUGCCUCUUGGAGUUGCUUCCUGCGCUCAAUCGAUUUUUAAAGCUGUCGACCGAUGCGAAGCACACUGUCAAAAUGCACCACGUUGUAGCGUCGAGAACAUGGAAGCGAGCAGAUGCGUCAGUGCGGCGGUACUGCGUUGCCAUUUUUCGUAUGCUCGAGUGUCUCGGCGAUUCCGGAGCUCUUGUUUCCAUGUUGAAACACGUGCACCAACUGGUUCCGUAUUUGUUGGCGUCGAAGAAGCGAUCGCUGACACAGUCUUACUUGAAAUCUUUGAUUGGGCAUUGGUCGUCAUCUCCGUCUGAUACAGCUCGUUUGCUUGCCUUCAUGUCCAUUCUUCGUAUUGUGCGGAACGAAACCUCUGGGCUGCUUGAUAAAACCAUGAAGACCAUGUACAAGCAUUUCGUGAGAAACAGCAAGUUCGCAUCGAGGGCAGGGUCUGCUAAGUGGAUCAGUUUUAUGAAACGAUCGAUGGCAGAGAUGUAUACGCUCGAUGAAGCUCUUGCGUAUCGUCAUGGUUUUGUUUACAUUCGUCAGCUUGCGAUUCAUUUGCGAAAUGCAACUACCUUGUCGACAAAGAAUGCUUCGGAAUUGGUUUUCAACUGGCAAUACUUGCAUUGUCUCGACUUCUGGGGACAUGUCCUGAGUGUAACUCAUCCGUCUGAUGUUCUCUCGCCAUUGAUUUAUCCUUUGACUCAGGUGACAAUCGGUACAAUCUCUUUGACGGAAGCUGCUAGGUUAUUCCCCGCCAAACUGUUCUGCAUAAAAAUUUUGGUGGAAUUGGGAAGAAGAACGAAAACGUACAUCCCGACGCUACCUUUUGCGCUUGAUGCGUUGAACAAAGUCGGCCUACGUGUGAAGAAGAAGAAAGGCACGGUUGGAGGAAAUACGUUUUUCGACUUCUCGCGGAUGUUGAAAGUUUCUGCUGGACAGACAGAAACCAGAGCGUUCCAAGAUUCAAGUUUUGCGGGAGCCUUCGGAGCACUCGUGGAAAGCUUCCAUUCGAAUUUUUAUUCGGUUUCUUUUCCGGAACUCGCUUUUCCCGCUGUUGUGCAGAUGCGAAGCUUCCUGAAAUCCGUUAAAGUUAUCAACUAUUGUCGAAAGGUGAAACUUCUGUUGGAUAAAGUUCUGGAGAAUUCCCGAUAUAUUCAAGAGCAACGUGCAAAACAGAAGAUGACUUUGGAUGACAUGAGCUCGAUCACGAAUUUUGAAAUCCGGCUGGAGCAGGAAAAGAAAGCUCCGUUUCUUCAAUUCUACAUGAACUGGAAAUCCGAAGAGGAACGGAAAGAAGUCUUAUUACAUCAAGACGAGGUUUCGGUGGAAUCAGUGAAGGAUAAGCGAAAAUACGAAGCGCAAGCGAAGAAGGAAAAAGCUGAAGAGGAACGAAUGGAGAAGCAGAGGAAAAAAGAUAGAAAAGAAUUGAAGGAGCUGUUUAUGGACAGUGACGAGGAGAACGCAUCAAGAAAAAGGAAAAAUAAGAGCGGCCGGGGCGAACUGGAAACCGACGAUGUACAAGUCAAAAAGCAGAAAGUGAAACCAGUAUCGCAAAAUGGAGAAGACGUUGUGGAAGAAUUGGAUGCUUCUGACUUCGAGUUCUCAUCCUCGGAAGAAGAAGACGAAGAAAGACCGUCAAAUGCUAAAAUGAAUGGUAACCGUGGCAAGCACUCGAUGAAGAAGAAGAAGGCGCGGUCAGACGACAGCGAAGAUUCUGAUGGGAGUAUCGGUGACGAAUCUGAUGAGAGCGUUGAUGACGACGACGACGAUGAAAUGUCCGACUCGUGAUUUGUUGUUCGUUUGGAAUCCGUUCGUUUUGGAAGAAGUAAACGAAUGUUUUUGAUUCGUGGUGAA
Messenger RNA from Notodromas monacha, 2593 nucleotides. The record is from the annotation of a GenBank genome assembly. NCBI's taxonomy places the organism in Eukaryota, Metazoa, Arthropoda, Ostracoda, Podocopida, Cyprididae.